Epinephelus lanceolatus (giant grouper) is the source of this 1332-nucleotide messenger RNA. Lineage: Eukaryota; Metazoa; Chordata; Actinopteri; Perciformes; Serranidae. The record is from RefSeq and is a predicted model, not a curated record.
CUACUGUUGUCCUUAUUAUUAUUAUUAAUAAUAUUAUUAUUAUACUAUUUUAUUUUAUACCAUAACCCUUACUGUUGUUCUUGUAUCACUGUAUGUUGAGAUGGUUAUUUGUAAUCCAUAAUUUUUUCUCUUGAAAAAGCAAUAAAGAAAGAAAAAAGAAAACACAGAAAAAAAAAACAGUCUGUCCCAUCCCACUGUCCCAUCAGUCUUUAGACAUACAGAAUAAUUGUGAUCCUCGCAGAGAAUAAAGAAAGAGAGCGCAUGAGGGAGCGAGAGAAGGCAGCAAGGGAGAGGGAGGCACGGUACAGCAAUGGUCACCUCUUCACCUCACUGACAGUGUCAGGAACCACACUCUGUUCAGCAUGCAACAAGAGUAUUACUGCCAAGGAGGCACUAAGCUGUCCGACAUGCAGUGUCACUAUUCACAACCGCUGUCGAGACACUUUGCCAAACUGCACCAAAAUGAAACAGAGGCAGCAGAAGACAGCCAUCAUGCGGAACAACUCAGCCUUGCAGAAUGUCACGCUGCGCACAAAAACUCCAGGAAUGCGUGAGCGUCCAAGUUCAGCUAUCUACCCCUCUGACAGCUUCCGACAAACCCUGCUGGGAUCCCGCCGAGGUCGCUCCAGCCUAUCCCUGUCUAAGAGUGUCUCCACCAACAACAUUGCAGGGACCCUGAAUGACGACUCACCCCUGGGUCUGCGUAGGAUUCUGUCCCAGUCCACAGACUCCCUCAGCUUCAGGAACAGAGCUAUGUCAAUGGAGUCUCUCAAUGAUGAUGGAGACAUCUACUAUACUUCAGUAUUGGAGGAGCUGGAGCUCGAGAGCCGGGACUUUAAGGCUGACUCAUGGAGCAUGGCUGUGGACAGCAGUUACUUGCAGACACACCGCAAAAACGUCAUCAAGAGGCAGGAUGUCAUCUAUGAGCUGAUUCAGACAGAGCUGCACCACAUGAGAACGCUGCAAAUCAUGGAAAGGGUGUUUCGGCAGGGCAUGCUCGAGGAGCUCCAGCUGGACCUGUGCACCGUGCAUGCCAUGUUCCCCUGCCUGGACCAACUGAUCAGAAUACAUUCCCAUUUCCUGGCACAACUUUUCCUGAGGCACAACAGCAGCCUGCAGCCUGGAUCCAGUCGCAACUUCACCAUUCACCAGCUGGGGGACAUACUACUAGAGCAGUUCUCAGGUCAGUGUGCAGACGACAUGCGGAAGACCUAUGCUGAGUUCUGUAGCCGUCACUUGAAGGCUGUCAAAUUGUACAAGGACCUGCUGGCCAGAGACAAGAAGUUUCAGUGCUUCAUACGGUAUGAGGAGUUUGAGCAUCUAUUGUGUUGA